Molecule: messenger RNA, 3869 nt
Organism: Lagopus muta (rock ptarmigan)
Lineage: Eukaryota; Metazoa; Chordata; Aves; Galliformes; Phasianidae
Gene: SYT12
Product: synaptotagmin 12
Exons: 8
Coding region: 1681-2934 (417 amino acids)
Biological process (GO): regulation of dopamine secretion; calcium-ion regulated exocytosis; regulation of calcium ion-dependent exocytosis
Molecular function (GO): calcium-dependent phospholipid binding; phosphatidylserine binding; SNARE binding
Source: RefSeq, a predicted model, not a curated record
UAAGGUAAUUACCUUGUCCAGAUGCUCAGAGAGAUGGAUGUUCCCUCGGCCCAUGCUUGUGAUUCGGGAAUGCUUAUUGCAGUGCUUUCACAAGGAUGGUCAGCAGUGCCUCGUUCAGAGCACACCUCGUGUGUGUUGCAGGUAGUAGUGGCAGCCUGGCUCCUUGCUGAUGAUGGCACGAUGCUCCAUCAAACAGCCGCAGAGCUGCUGGAAGGUCUCUGGGCAUAUUCAGCACAGCACAUCCAUACAUAUGAGGCAAUGGGGUGUCCUUGCUUGCGAAGCACUGAGUCUCGUCUACGUGUUCUUGGCAGCAGCAGCAGCACCUGGACAGGUACUCCUUAUGUAUUUGUUAAGCCGGAUGCAGUCUGCGGCAGUGGGCCGUGCUCGCCUGCGUGUGUGUGCUAGGUGAUGGAGCAGCAGUGAUGCUGUUCCUGCAGGGAAGUAAGCCAAGGGAGGAUGCAGCAUCUGUUGGUGUUCUUCAGUGCUCCCUGUGCUGCUGAGACACUUCAGUCAGAUUCUGGCUUCUGACCGCUACCUGAAUCACCCACGUGUUCACAGUUAAAGGCUUUAUCAGUUGGUGUCACUGAUGUGCUGCUAUUAGUUUAUCCUAAGGUUUGAGCAAAGCACAAAAGUGAUAAUAUAUUGCCAUCUGCUAGCAACGUGAAGCUGAUGUUUCGCAGGCUACCUGGCAGCUAUGUGAAGCCAGAUCCAUCUUCAGAUACCAAACGCAAGUCAUCAGAGGUGACCAAAAUUCAGCCAGACUGAUUGGGGUUGAAAGCAACGUUCUAGGGGUCAGCAAAGGAUGAGACCCCAGCAGAGGGUGCUGGUGGCCUGGCCUGCCAGAAUUAAUGCUCUGUUGCGGUUUUGGGAGCUAGGGGAGGAAGCCAGCGCUCCUUGGGUCUGUGUAUAGCAGGAGGAAAGGCUGCAUUUGGUUGGAUGAGCACAGAGGCUUUCAGCAGUGAGGUGAAGCUCCUUUCCCGCUCACAGCAUUUUGGAGCGACAGUCAGAACUUGGUCUGUUUUUUUUUUCUUUCCAAUCAUGGGAGCCUUUUAAGAAAGGUCACUGGUCCCCGGGAAGGAAUUAUCUGGUGGGAAAUGGGUGGUGAGUUUCCCAGGAACCGAGGGUUUUUUGAAGCACUACACUGCUCCCUGUGCCAGCUGAGAUGUUGCCCGGCUUUUCCUUCCUCCCCAAAUUGCAUGCAUUGUGUUGUUCAUCUUUCUCCCCAUUCUAGCAAAGAGAAUCUCUGUGUUUAAAAUACUUCUCGCUUUGGAGCUAAGGUGAGGCAAGGAAAGCUCUCUCCAUCCCCGCUGUAUAGAAUCAGGUGUAGGAGAGCUUUGACUGAUGCCCGGCUGGUGUUUGCCACAACGCGCAGCACCUACCAGCGAGCGGAGCUCUGAGUCUUCACUGCUGGGAGGGCUUUUGGGGACAAAUCCCAGUAAAGCGUCGCUUGAUGCUUUGGGAUGAGGGAGAGGAGGGCUGGUGGGUUUUAUUUCCGACCCCAAACGAGCCGAGGGAGGGGGAGGAGGACGGAGGUGGUUUCUCUCCCGCAGCGCCGGGGAGGGACGAGCAGCCUGGAAGCCUGCAUUAAGGGCAGGCGGGGAUCCAAACAUUCGGCUCCCGGGUACCGAUUUCAGUCCGCGGCCCCUAAAAAGGCUGUCCUGCUAGUGGGGAGGGUCUGCCAUGGACAGCGGGCACAUGGGCAGAUACCGGCUGAGCGCCACCGCCAGCCCCCCGCGCUGGGAGAUCGGCAUCUACGCGGCAGGAGCGCUGGCGCUGCUGGGCAUCGCAGCUGUCAACCUGUGGAAGCUCUGGCGUUCCGGCAGCUACCCUGCGCCUUCCCCGUUCCCCAACUAUGACUACCGCUACCUGGAGCAGAAGUACGGGGCGGCGUAUUCAGACAUCAAGCACAAGCGUGGGGCAGCGCUGGGCUCAAAGCCGUUGCCCAGCCGCAAAGCCAGCCUGAGAGGCACCAACACCUGCGAGAGCAUCAAUGAGCUGGGCAGCCUGGAGCUGAUGAGCAGGGACCUAGGGCUGGCCCCCUAUGGCCCCCUGAAGAAAUCCGUCUCAGCUGACUCGCUCAACUCCGUCUCAUCCAUCGGGAACAACUUUGGGCAGGAUUUCACCGUGGGGCAGGUGGAGGUGUCCAUGGAGUACGAUGGAAAGGCAGCCGCCCUGCACGUCACCCUACUGCAGGGCAAGGAUCUGCUGGAGAAGGAGGAUGCCCGCUUUGAAUCUUGCUUCAUGCGCAUCAGCCUGCUGCCAGCCGAGCAGAUUGUUGGCAUCUCCCGGAUCCAGCGCGGUGCCUACGCCGUGGCCUUCGAUGAGCGCUUCUCCAUCCCAUUGGACCCUGUGGCACUGGAGGAGGACAGCCUGCGCUUCUCUGUCUUCGGUAUCGACGAGGAUGAGAGGAACAUCAGCACCGGUGUGGCGGAGCUCAAGCUCUCUGACCUGGACCUGACUGUGCGUCCCUUCAAUGCUUGGCUCUAUCUGCAGGACACGAACAAGGCAGUCGACACAGUGGGGGAGAUCCUGCUCUCCCUCAGCUACCUGCCCACAGCUGAGCGGCUGACGGUGGUGGUGGUCAAAGCCAAGAACCUCAUCUGGAGUAAUGGCAAGGGGACUGCAGAUCCCUUUGUCAAAGUCUACCUGCUGCAGGAUGGGAGGAAGAUCAGCAAGAAGAAGACGGUGGUGAAGAGGGACGACACCAACCCUGUGUUCAACGAGGCCAUGAUCUUCUCAGUGCCGGCCAUUGUGCUCCAGGACCUGUCCCUGCGGGUGACGGUGGCUGAGAGUGGCGAGGAUGGCCGUGCUGACAACACGGGCCACGUCCUGAUCGGCCCAGCAGCCAGUGGCAUGGGCAUCACCCACUGGAACCAGAUGCUGGCCACGCUGAGGAAGCCUGUGUCCAUGUGGCACCCGCUGCGGAGGAAUUAGGCUGCUGGCGGGGGCACCCUGCACACCUUGGGACCCUGUGCACCAAUGCCAGCUCUGCCCUGGCCACAGUGGCCAAGUGCCACUGUCUGGAGGUGAAAAGUCAGAGAUGGCCAGAGCAUCCCGCUACCAAAAGCCUCCACUGGGAGGAGGAGGAUGGAGAAAAUCCUGUCCGCACCUCUCCUCAUCCGCAUGCGCUGGGGGCUGCUGAGGGACCUGCCGAAGAUGGACCAAAACCAGCAAAAUCCUCCUCAAACUGCUGUCUGGGUGCCAGCCACAAGCUCCUCAGCAUCCUGCAUGCCCUCUGCUGGGCCCCCAAAACCAACGGUGACCCCAGAUGUGGCCUCUGAGGGCUUCUGAGGGGACAUGGGAUUCUUUGGAAGGAUUUUUGGCAAGCGGAAACAGAGGGGUGAUAAAGUGUUGGCAUGGUGCAGUUUCUCUCAGCAUGUGUGGUCUUUCUGUUGGGUUUCAGAGGGGUUUCAGUGUACUGCACCAGGGCUGAAACCCUCCAAAUUCCAAUGAAAAAGGGAAAAAUAAUAGUAGAAAAAAAAGUUGUUGUUAUAUAUCUCUUUUUUUCUUCCGUCAUUUUUCUAGCAGUGUCAGUUUCUGCUUUCCUACUGGCUGCCAAGGGGUGUCUGUCCCCAAAUGUCAUGGGUUUGAGGACAGGUCCAGGCUGAAUCAUCCCCUAAAGGCUAAAUGUGGUCACCCCAAACCCUUUUCCCAGCUUAAUUAACCCCGUGGAUUCCCUAGUAGCAGAGCAGUUCUACAGAAAUAGGAAACACCCCCCAAAUUUUGUAUUUUUAAGCUUCACAGGGAAAGGAGAGGAAAAGCUCUUUAGAUGCCGUCUGCUCAUGGGCUCCCAGCCCAAACAAGGUCUUCUGGGUAAGAUCUGCUGCUCUGGGGAACCAGUUCCCCCUGUUUUCCGGAGGUGAACAGAU